CCGGCUCGUAAGAGGCUGGAAGGGGCGCCGGAGAGACCCCGGGCCCGGCGCCGCCCCAUCCCGAAGUCCCCGGGGGUCCAGCCCCGCACCGCUGACCUGUGCUGCUGAGCGAGGGGCUGGAGGGGGUGCCCGAGGGAGCCCGGGGCUGGCGUCCGCCCCGCUGCAGCCCAGCCUCUGGUGGUCCCCCAGCACCUCCGCCCCGCUCGCCCUUCUCGUGGGAGGACUUGGCGCAGAAGUCCCUUCAGGCAGGCUUUUCCUGACCUCCCUGUCCAGCAUUCACCCCUGCCCUCCAUCCUGUCAUCUGCCUGAUUCCUGCACAGCGCUGGCGCUGUGGGAGGGCAUCGCCUGCUCCCCCGGGGCGCAGCCGUAGUAACUGGCGCGGACGCCUUCGCCUGUGCCGGGAGUCGAGUGGAUGUUUGUCAGAUAAAGGCGUGCACACACCCUGACCGUGCUCUUCAUCCUCACCUGUGUGCUUGGCUACGUGACUCUGCUGGAGGAGACGCCUCAGGACACAGCCUACAACACCAAGAGAGGUAUUGUGGCCAGUAUUUUGGUUUUCUUAUGUUUUGGAGUCACACAAGCCAAAGACGGGCCAUUUUCCAGACCUCAUCCAGCGUACUGGAGGUUUUGGCUGUGCGUCAGUGUGGUCUACGAGCUGUUCCUCAUCUUCAUACUCUUCCAGACCGUCCAGGAUGGCCGCCAGUUUCUGAAGUAUGUUGACCCCAGGCUAGGGGUCCCACUGCCGGAGAGGGACUACGGGGGGAACUGCCUCAUCUACGAUGCAGACAACAAGACUGAUCCCUUCCACAACGUCUGGGACAAGCUGGACGGCUUUGUGCCUGCACACUUUCUUGGCUGGUACCUGAAGACCCUGAUGAUCCGCGACUGGUGGACAUGCACGAUCGUGAGCGUUAUGUUCGAGUUCCUGGAGUACAGCCUGGAGCACCAGCUGCCCAACUUCAGCGAGUGCUGGUGGGACCACUGGAUCAUGGACGUGCUCGUCUGCAACGGGCUGGGCAUCUACUGCGGCAUGAAGACCCUCAAGUGGCUGUCCCUCAAGACGUACAAGUGGCAGGGCCUCUGGAACAUUCCGACCUACAAGGGCAAGAUGAAGAGGAUUGCCUUCCAGUUCACGCCCUACAGCUGGGUGCGCUUCGAGUGGAAGCCGGCCUCCAGCCUGCGCCGCUGGCUGGCCGUGUGCGGCAUCAUCCUGGUGUUUCUGUUGGCAGAGCUGAACACGUUCUACCUGAAGUUCGUGCUGUGGCUGCCCCCCGAGCACUACCUGGUCCUCCUGCGGCUGGUCUUCUACGUGAACGUGGGCGGCGUGGCCAUGCGGGAGAUCUACGACUUCAUGGACGACCCGAAGCCGCAUAAGAAACUGGGCCAGCAGGCCUGGCUGGUGGCCGCCAUCACAGCCACGGAGCUGCUGAUCGUGGUCAAGUACGACCCACACACGCUCACACUGUCCCUGCCCUUCUACAUCGCCCAGUGCUGGACGCUCGGCUCCGUGCUGGUGCUCACCUGGACCGUCUGGCGCUUCUUCCUGCGGGACAUCACCCUGCGGUACAAGGAGACCCGACGGCAGAAGCAGCAGAGCGGUGGUGACAAGGGCAGCGCCAAGGGCAAUGCGGAUGGGACCCCGCCCGGGCCGGAUGUGCCCCCCGGGCCUGUGGAGGCUGAGAGGGAGGGGGCACCGGCUCUGGACUGACAUUGCCCCUCGCCGCCCAGGACCCAGGCCUGCUGUCCCUUCGUCCUGUGAUUCCCGUCAGGAGCCUUAGGCCUUGCUCUCGUGGUUUUUCCUCCGUGUGCACAGCCGGGCUCUGAGGAGGGCAUGAAGGAGGCCCUGACCUGGGCUGGUGUGCGUGUGUGGCGUGUGUGCGCGUGUGCACGUGUGCGUGUGCGUGGCAUGUGUGCAGGUGUGCGUCGUGUGGCAUGUGUGUGCAUACACGUCUGUGCUCCGUGCUCCUGGCUCCUGAGACUUCUCAGGCUGGCAGGUGUGGCCGGGGUUUACCCUGGACCCCCUAGGUCCCCUUCCUGUGUGGUCAGCCCACUGGCCUCUGGGCCCACACCAAGCCCUGGUGCCCAUACGGCCUGGCCCUUUCUCCCCACUGGCCCCCCUUGGCCCCAUGGCCACACGUGUUAGUGACUGACCCAUGAAUACCCGAGAUGGCGGAGACAGUGUGGACCUGAGCUGCAGCCCUGAGCCGUUUCCUCGGGAGCCUUCCUCUAACCCAGCUAACCUGGAGGGCGUGUGGACAGGGCGGGGGGCACCGGGUCAGGAACUCCCAAGGCCCGGUGCCCAUGGUUGGGAGGAGGGGUCAUGGGGUCUCUGGCCCGAGUUGGUCAUCUCCAUGAGCAAACAGAACAAAUAAAUGGACAAUGGUC
This is a messenger RNA of Hipposideros armiger (great roundleaf bat), 2385 nucleotides long. It is a transcript of the gene PTDSS2, whose product is annotated as phosphatidylserine synthase 2. The transcript has 12 exons. Bases 875 to 1708 code for a protein of 277 amino acids. Gene Ontology annotation, biological process: phosphatidylserine biosynthetic process. Lineage: Eukaryota; Metazoa; Chordata; Mammalia; Chiroptera; Hipposideridae. The record is from RefSeq and is a predicted model, not a curated record. Gene Ontology annotation, molecular function: L-serine-phosphatidylethanolamine phosphatidyltransferase activity.